AACUAAAUAAAACAACCUUGUAACUAACUUGUAACUAACCUUGAGAUAUCAAUAUAUAACAGUCUCCUAGCCCGAAAUAUGGCAGAGAAUUCUUUUGAAAAAUCAAUCCAACUUGAAUUACAUCAAAUUGGUAUCAGAGCAGCCCCGAUUCUUGGACGGAAUGGCUGGCCGAAGAGUUAACAACCCUGCCACGGGGGAAAACCGUGUGCAAGAAGCGGUGGAGGAAAUCACCGUCCUCUCUCCAAAGACAUCAACAGUUCGCUUGCUGGCUGUUGAAGAAUCUUUGGGAGAUCUCCACAACAAAUUUGAUAAGUUGAUGGAAAGUGUCGAACUGUUAAACCGAAGAGGAGAAUUCCCACAGCCACCACCACGGAAUGAAAUUAACUUCCAAAACGACCAACGUUUUGGUGAAGCAAGAGGCCGGCGAGCAAGGGGAUACGUUAGAAACAUGAACAAUCCACGAGGACUUCAAAGAAGGAGACCCGGUUACGCUAUACAGCAACAGCUUGACGAAGACCUUCAAGAAGAUCAAGAAGAUUGGCAAGAAACCCAAGAAGAUGAUUCUUCAAGCGGGGAUGAACAAGGAAACAUGUGGAACUUCAAUGAUGAAGCACGAGCAGGAAGAAAUAACCGAAGAAUUGAGGCCAGAAGAGGAGAAUACCACGAUUAUAAGAUGAAGAUCGACCUUCCCAUGUAUUAUGGCAAACGAAACAUAGAAGCAUUCUUGGACUGGAUAAAGAGUACUGAAAACUUCUUCACUUACAUGGAUACGCCUGAACGCAAGAAAGUCCACCUAGUAGCCUUAAAAUUAAGGGCUGGUGCAUCAGCUUGGUGGGAUCAGUUAGAAAUCAAUAGACAAAGAUGCGGGAAACAACCGGUUCGCUCAUGGGAAAAGAUGAAAAAAUUGCUGAAGGCAAGAUUCUUACCACCAAACUACGAACAAACUUUAUACAAUCAGUACCAAAACUGCCGCCAAGGUGUCCGGACAGUAGCUGAGUACAUUGAAGAAUUCCACCGCCUGAGUGCAAGAACAAACCUAAGCGAAAAUGAACAGCACCAGGUUGCAAGAUUUGUGGGAGGCCUUCGAUUCGACAUCAAGGAAAAGGUCAGACUACAACCAUUCCGUUUCCUGUCUGAAGCAAUAUCAUUUGCAGAAACGGUAGAGGAGAUGAUUGCAAUUCGAUCCAAGAAUCUAAAUAGAAGAUCAGCAUGGGAAACAAAUUCGACAAAAAGCAAAACAAACGACCAACCUUCAACCUCAACAAAAGCAAAAGGGAAAGAGAUUGAUAAUCAAGAAGUAGCCGUUGAAAGAAAGAAAGAACAGACGUUCAAGCCUAGUGGUCAGAACAACUACUCCCGCCCGUCAUUAGGAAAAUGCUUCCGAUGUGGCCAAACUGGCCACCUGUCCAACAACUGUCCGCAAAGAAAAACCAUUGCAAUAGCCGAAGAAGGAGGACAGACAAGUGAAGACAGUAUAGAAGCAGAGGAAGAAACUGAACUGAUUGAAGCAGAUGAUGGGGAAAGGGUCUCUUGUGUUAUCCAACGGUUACUAAUUACGCCCAAGGAAGAAAAGAACCUGCAACGCCACUGUCUUUUCAAGACAAGAUGCACCAUAAACGGAAGAGUAUGUGAUGUAAUCAUAGACAGCGGCAGCAGUGAAAACUUCGUAGCAAAGAAAUUAGUAACAGUCUUGAAUCUAAAGGCUGAAGCACAUAUGAGUUUCAAUGGAUGGGAAGAAAGGUAGUCUUACUCCCUAUAACGAAAAAGAUUAACGAAGGGUUAAGAGGUGAGAAACAGUUAUUCAUCACUGUUAGUGGGA
Messenger RNA from Cucumis sativus (cucumber), 1819 nucleotides. RefSeq lists its product as uncharacterized. The transcript has 2 exons. The coding region runs from base 161 to 1744 and encodes 527 amino acids. Lineage: Eukaryota; Viridiplantae; Streptophyta; Magnoliopsida; Cucurbitales; Cucurbitaceae. The record is from RefSeq and is a predicted model, not a curated record. Gene Ontology annotation, molecular function: zinc ion binding; nucleic acid binding.